This is a messenger RNA of Penicillium paradoxum, 2577 nucleotides long. RefSeq names its product ribonucleotide-diphosphate reductase subunit RNR1. The transcript is spliced from 3 exons. Gene Ontology annotation, biological process: deoxyribonucleotide biosynthetic process; DNA replication. Lineage: Eukaryota; Fungi; Ascomycota; Eurotiomycetes; Eurotiales; Aspergillaceae. Gene Ontology annotation, molecular function: ATP binding; ribonucleoside-diphosphate reductase activity, thioredoxin disulfide as acceptor. The record is from RefSeq and is a predicted model, not a curated record. Bases 1 to 2577 code for a protein of 858 amino acids. Gene Ontology annotation, cellular component: ribonucleoside-diphosphate reductase complex.
AUGUUCGUCUACAAGAGAGAUGGACGCAAAGAACGCGUGCAAUUCGAUAAGAUUACAGCACGUGUCUCGAGGCUCUGUUAUGGCCUUGACCCCGAGCACAUUGAUGCCGCAGCCAUCACCCAGAAGGUCAUCUCUGGUGUCUACCAGGGUGUUGGCACCAUUGAGCUGGAUAACUUGGCUGCCGAGACUGCUGCAUACAUGACCGUUACACACCCCGACUACGCCAUUUUGGCCGCACGUAUCGCCGUCUCCAACCUUCACAAGCAAACAAAAAAGCAGUUCUCCAUGGUUAUCUCGGAUCUUUACCACUAUGUGAACCCGAAGAACAACAAGCCUGCUCCCAUGAUCUCAAAGGAACACUACGAGAUUGUCAUGAAGCACGCCGAGGAGCUCAACUCCGCUAUUGUGUACGACCGUGACUUCAACUACAACUUCUUCGGAUUCAAGACCCUCGAGCGUUCAUACCUUCUCCGAAUUAACGGCAACGUUGCUGAGCGUCCCCAGCACUUGCUGAUGCGUGUUGCUGUCGGAAUUCACGGUGAGGACAUUGAGAAGGCUAUCGAGACAUACCACUUGAUGUCUCAGAAGUACUUCACUCACGCCUCCCCAACUCUAUUCAAUGCUGCCACCCCUCAACCCCAGCUUGCAUCUUGCUUCCUGGUCGAUGUGACUGCAGACAGCAUUGAGGGUAUCUACGACACCCUCAAGACCUGUGCCAUGAUCUCCAAGACUGCUGGUGGUAUCGGUUUGAACGUCCACCGCAUUCGUGCUACCGGCUCUUACAUCAGCGGAACCAAUGGUUCCUCCAAUGGCAUCGUCCCUAUGCUCCGUGUGUUCAACAACACCGCUCGCUAUGUCGACCAGGGUGGUAACAAGCGCCCUGGUGCCUUUGCCAUUUACUUGGAGCCGUGGCACGCUGAUGUGUUCGAGUUCCUCGAUCUUCGCAAGAACCACGGUAAGGAGGAGGUUCGUGCCCGUGACCUUUUCUACGCUUUGUGGACUCCCGAUCUCUUCAUGAAGCGUGUCGAGGCCAACGGUGACUGGACUCUCUUCUGCCCCAACGAGGCUCCCGGCCUCGCUGAUGUCUACGGUGACGAGUUCGAGGCUCUCUACGAGAAGUACGAGCAGGAGGGCCGUGGCCGUAAGACAAUCAAGGCCCAGAAGCUCUGGUAUGCUAUCCUUGAGGCCCAGACCGAGACCGGUAACCCCUUCAUGCUCUACAAGGACGCUUGCAACAAGAAGAGCAACCAGAAGAACCUGGGUACCAUUCGCAGCUCCAACCUGUGCACCGAGAUCAUCGAGUACAGUGCCCCUGAUGAGGUGGCCGUCUGCAACUUGGCUUCCCUUGCCCUUCCCACCUUCGUCGAUUCCGCCCGCGGCGAGUAUGACUUUGGCAAGCUCCACGAGGUUGUGCAGGUCCUCGUUCACAACCUGAACAAGAUCAUCGACAUCAACUACUACCCCGUCCCCGAGGCGAAGAAGAGCAACUUCCGUCACCGCCCCAUUGCCCUGGGUGUCAACGGUCUUGCUGAUGCUUUCUUGGCUCUGCGUCUGCCUUUCGACUCUCCUGAGGCUAGACAGCUCAACAUCCAGAUUUUCGAGACUAUCUACCACGGUGCCUUGACUGCUUCCGCCGAAAUUGCCAAGAAGCUUGGUACAUACGAGACCUACCCCGGUUCUCCCGUCUCGCAGGGUAUCCUCCAGUACGAUAUGUGGGACCGCACCCCCACUGACCUCUGGGACUGGGCUUCUCUGAAGGCCAAGAUCGCCGAGACUGGUGUCCGCAACAGUCUGCUGGUCGCCCCCAUGCCCACUGCCAGUACUAGUCAGAUCCUGGGCUUCAACGAGUGCUUCGAGCCCUACACCUCCAACAUUUACUCCCGCCGUGUCCUGGCCGGUGAGUUCCAGGUUGUCAACCCCUGGCUCCUGAAGGACCUGGUCGAUCUCGGCCUGUGGUCCGACAACAUGAAGAACCGCAUCAUCGCUGACGGUGGCUCUGUUCAAAACAUUCCCAAUAUCCCCGCCGAUAUCAAGGCUUUGUACAAGACUGUCUGGGAAAUUUCUCAGCGCAACAUCCUGCAGAUGGCCGCCGACCGUGGUGCCUACAUUGACCAGUCGCAGUCGCUCAACAUUCACCUGAAGGAGCCUACCAUGGGCAAGCUCACCAGCAUGCACUUCGCCGGCUGGAAGAUGGGUCUCAAGACCGGCAUGUACUACCUGCGUACCAUGGCCGCUUCGGCCCCCAUCCAGUUCACCGUCGACCAGGAGCAGCUCUUGGUUGAGGACACUAACGUUGCUCGCUCCAAGAAGCGUACCGUCGGUACUGGUGCCUCCGCGUACUCGGCCAUUCCCCGUACCAACGAGGCCGAGGUUGUUACCGCCAAGGUCAUUGCCCCAGUUGAGGAGAGCUCGCGCACUGUUGUUGCGCCUGUUGCCGCUGCCGAGGCUCAGAUCGAUGGUGCAGCGGAUCAGCCCGAAGAUGCUGAGAGCAAGGCCAUUGAGGGUGACAUCUACUCAGACGCUGCUCUCCAGUGCAGCAUCGAGAACAAGGAUGCCUGCAUCAUGUGCCAGGGUUAG